Stegastes partitus (bicolor damselfish) is the source of this 2253-nucleotide messenger RNA. It is a transcript of the gene epha10, whose product is annotated as ephrin type-A receptor 3-like. Gene Ontology annotation, biological process: axon guidance; ephrin receptor signaling pathway; protein phosphorylation. Bases 93 to 1064 code for a protein of 323 amino acids. The transcript has 3 exons. Gene Ontology annotation, molecular function: ATP binding; protein binding; transmembrane-ephrin receptor activity. The record is from RefSeq and is a predicted model, not a curated record. NCBI's taxonomy places the organism in Eukaryota, Metazoa, Chordata, Actinopteri, Pomacentridae. Gene Ontology annotation, cellular component: dendrite; plasma membrane.
GGAGCAAGGGAGAGGGAGAAAGCUGAGUGGAGAGAAGACGUUCCCAGAUCAGUCAGUGGCUUCAUGGAGUUAUGUACCUCUGAUCCGCCGCCAUGGAUUGCAAUCCGCGAUCACUCCUUUUCAUUUUACUUCUUUUACUGUCCAGCGUUAUUCCUGCGUUCCCCAUCAUCUACCCCCCGAACGAAGUCAACCUGUUAGACUCUAAAGCAAGCCAAGGGGAGUUAGGAUGGAUUUCCUACCCGUCGCACGGGUGGGAGGAGAUCAGUGGGGUGGAUGAGCACUACACUCCCAUCAGGACCUUCCAGGUCUGCAAUGUGAUGGAGUACAGCCAGAACAACUGGCUUCGCACCAACUGGAUCCCUCGCCAGUCGGCCCAGAAGAUCUACGUGGAGCUGAAGUUCACUCUGAGGGACUGCAACUCCAUUCCCUUGGUCCUGGGCACCUGCAAGGAGACCUUCAACCUCCUCUACCUGGAGACGGACGACGACCAGGGCAGCCACUUCAGAGAGCAUCAGUUCUCCAAGAUCGACACCAUCGCCGCCGAUGAGAGUUUUACCCAAACGGACCUCGGAGAUCGCAUCCUUAAGCUCAACACUGAGGUCCGCGAGGUGGGAGCCAUGACCAAGAAGGGCUUCUACCUGGCGUUCCAGGACGUGGGCGCCUGCGUAGCUUUAGUCUCAGUGAGGGUUUACUUUAAGAAGUGCCCGUACACCGUGAGGAAUCUGGCCUCCUUCCCUGACACGGUGCCCAUGGACUCCCAGUCGCUGGUGGAGGUCAAAGGCUCGUGCGUCAAUCACUCCAAAGAGGAGGAGCCUCCACGAAUGUACUGCAGCACAGAAGGAGAGUGGCUUGUGCCUAUUGGGAAGUGUCUAUGUAACCCAGGAUACGAGGAGAGAAGCAACACCUGCCAAAGUAAGACACGUCUUCUUUCACUCUUCCUUUGCCAUCCGUUGACUCUGCAUGUCCACUUGUAUGCUCCUCAUGUCUCCUCUGCACCUAUCCCACGUUGGAACCUAAACCAAUCGAAAGUUUUCCAAAGCUUUAGCGUAAACUGUUUGAUGUAAAGACUCGCACACUUCAUAUCUGUCAGUCCUGGAGCUGUAAAGCUGAACACCCGGCCUUUGUGUGCGCAUGUGUGUGCUUGUAUGUUGGUGUACGUUCCGUGUGCGAGACCUUCAGGCGAACCCAAGGAUCCCGGGGUGUUUUUGGAUACGUCGGUAGUCCUUCAUGCGUAUUUCCGUGCAUGUGCGUAAUGUGUUCUCCAGGUCCGUGAGAUACAGAGCGCAGUGGUUCAGUAGUAAUCUUCUCUGUGACACAUCAUUAGCUAUGGGAAGAUCUUACCCAGAAUAUCGAGGAUGGGACUGAUAACGCAGAAGAAAGGAGUGGGCUGGGGUGGACGGUGAAUAAUGGAAUAGUUGCGGUGGUGGCUGCGGGUGUUGGUGAAGGCAUGAGUGGGUAGUCAUUUGAGGUGGUUGCGAAAAGUCAAAAACAGUAUCUGGCCGCCUUUCAUUUUCUGACCUACAUGACUGCUCUUUCUCUCUGCUCCACUAUCAUCACACGCUUUCCUGUUGUGGCUAGAUGGUUAUUGGAAAAAACCAAAGUGUGAGAAUUGACUAAACGAUUUCUUUGGCUGCUGGUCCUACAAAACAGAUCCAGCUCAUCGGACGGACAUAUUGGUCUGUGAAACAUCUCAUCUGGAUUUUACCAGCAUUUAAUUCGCUCGUUUGUAAUUUUCCUUCGAUUGUUUUUGCUCCUCCUCACAUCAUCAUUUCAAAAACACAAGUAAAUCAGAUCCCUAUGACAGCGUCUGGGAUCAAGAAACCAGCAGCUUUAGAGAGUAAAUUCUAAAUCGAGUCUUUCAUCUAAGAAUACGAGACGGCGUCUAAGUCCAUUUAAGAUUCAGCGUAUUGCAUUAAGCUCCCCAAAAACUAGUUAUAUGCUGUUUUUUUCCCCCCAUUUAUGCUUCAGAAAAGCGUUUAUCUAACAUUUUUUAAAACCUUGUCUUUAUAAUCAUCUGUGCAUGUACGCAGACAAGACACAAUCGCGCCACUUAUGCAAAAUUGAAUUUCCUGUGGUUUGCUUCUGUGGCUGCCGUAACAGCUUUCAUCAAUUACAGCUAUAGUACUUCAUCAGUGUUUCCAUGCAACGAGAAUUUUUGCAUCUGUACAGCAGUCUGGCCCGACUUCAUUAUAGCGCUUUCAUUCUGUGUUUCUGUAGAAAGUGGCGUAUUUAAACACCACGACGGAUAAGUUG